AUGUGGUCUACGAUGAUCCUGCGCUUCCCACUUGCACAGACCAAGUUCCUAUCGCGUGGUGCUCUUGUAACUGCAGGUUUAGCAGCCUUUGCAUCUUUUUCUAGCUCUUCAUUUGUACAAUGUGAGGAAACUCCUCAGUCAAAAGUUGCACUGAGUCCCAAGGAAUUUCGUUCUUUUACGGUACGAAAAGUGGAAAUUGUGAACCACAAUACUAAACGCGUGACGUUUGACCUGCCAACGCCUACUCAUGAGAUGGGUCUUACUACACCGAGCUGCCUUAUGGCACGUGCUAAAGUGGAUGGGAAGACAGUGGUGCGUCCUUAUACGCCCACGAAUGUAAACGAGGAAAAGGGCUUUUUGGAACUUGUGGUCAAGGGAUAUCCACAUGGAAAACUAAGUAAGCACAUUGUGGAACUCAAGGAGGGAGACUCUCUAGAUAUGAAGGGUCCUUUCCUUAAGUUCAACUAUUAUCCUAACAGGUACAAGAGCAUCGGUAUGAUCGCUGGCGGCACCGGCAUCACUCCGAUGCUGCAGCUUAUCAAGACCAUUUGUCGUAACCCAGAAGACCACACAGAGAUUACUUUGCUGUACUGCAGUGUGUCAGAAAAAGAUAUUAUCCUACGUGAAGAAGUGGAAGCCAUGAUGUACCUGUACCCGCAGAUUUCAGUGAUUCAUGUGCUGAGCAAUCCGUCUGAUGAAUGGCAGGGUCUGACGGGUUUUGUGUCCAAGGAGAUGGUCGAAAAGUACAUGCCCGAACCAUCGGACGAUAACCUUGUGUGCGUCUGCGGCCCUCCGCCAAUGAUGUACCACGUCUCGGGCGACAAGGCUAAGGACAGGUCUCAAGGCGAGCUCCAGGGCUUGCUCAAGGAGUUGAACUACACUUCGACACAAGUGUUUAAAUUCUGA
Peronospora farinosa is the source of this 906-nucleotide messenger RNA. The record is from the annotation of a GenBank genome assembly. NCBI's taxonomy places the organism in Eukaryota, Oomycota, Peronosporomycetes, Peronosporales, Peronosporaceae.